This is a messenger RNA of Harpia harpyja (harpy eagle), 2154 nucleotides long. RefSeq names its product RNA binding motif protein 43 (gene RBM43). Gene Ontology annotation, molecular function: RNA binding. NCBI's taxonomy places the organism in Eukaryota, Metazoa, Chordata, Aves, Accipitriformes, Accipitridae. The record is from RefSeq and is a predicted model, not a curated record.
CUUGGAGAACAGCUGUGACUUUUUUAAUGCCCGGACUACGUACAAAUACUUCACAUUUUCCUAGCCGCAGCUUCCACCGUGAGCCAAACCUCGAGUCUCGCCUCCUCCAGCCGGCCCUGGCCUGCGGACGGGACGGGUGCAGCCGCCGGGCUGCCGGUGCCCGGGGAGACGCCGACGGGGCACCGGGAGGCGGUGGGCUAGCCAGGGCAACAGCACAAGCUGCUAAAUCAGCAAGGACAGUUGUCAUCACUGGUGUUCCAGAUGGCCUUCUGCACAAUGAUGUCAUGACUGACAUACUGAUGAUUCAUUUCCAAAUGUCGAAGAACAACGGCGGAGAUGUGGAAGAAGUAAUGUAUCCAACAAGGAGAAAAGGCGUUGCAUAUGUAACUUUUGAAGAUCAGGAAGUUGUAGAGAAUGUUCUAAAGAAGGAUGAACAUCGACUAGAAGACAAGAGGCUGUCCAGAUACUAUCCGCUGAAAGUAACCCGUUACUGUGAAAACGUCUUCAGCUCUGUCACAUCUGUCCUUGAUAUGUCUGUUUUCAAAGAUCACUUUGUUUUAGAAGAUCUGAUACAAGAAAUUAAAAAGAAGAGCACAGCUUUAAGCUUUGGUCCUUUGCAAUCCAAUGGGCAUAUUUCUGUUCAAGGGUCAUUUCCAGCAAUCAAAUUGCUAAGAGACUUUCUCUUACUAAAAGCAAAAUCCCUUUCAGAGAAGGACAAAAGAGAAGCAAGCAAGUCCCAUCAGAGACCAAGGAGGAGGCUACAGCAACAGAGACUUACCAUGGAGACAAGUAAUUUUGUUGAUGGUGCAGAUGGGGAAAAACAAGUGGUUGUUCUCGACACAGAUAUAUAUCACUACAUGAAGUACUUUUUUUCCAGGACAUUCCUAGUAAAUGACAAUGUUGUAAUUUCUGACGUCACUGAUGGUGAUAUAACUACAGUAUACAUUAAGAAUAUUGGAAAUAGGUCUGAUGCUGGACAGGUAUUAAAAGUCAAAGAGAAAAUUGAAAAUCAGUCUAUAAAACUCCAUAACACUUUACGUAAAGAAAGGAUCUACUUUCAGGAGCACACCAGAGGUGAGAAGCAGAGAUAUAAAUGGGCAUGUGAAAAUCUAAAACCCCAUUACCCUCAUGUUUUAAUCAUUCCUUAUGAUACUCACAUUGAUGUUGUAGGAAAUCCUGCUGAAAUUUUUGAAUUUACAAAGAAAGUGAGCAAUAAGAUUCAGAGCCUGUUUCAAACAAGGUAGAAAGUUAGUGUUCAUGUUGUUUACACAUUGUGCUUCUCCAGCACCAGACUGUACUGGUGCAACCUGUGCACCUCUAUGUCACUGCAGAUCUGUCACUGCAUCUCAUCUCUCGUGAGCUUAGAGUCUGAAGAAAUUAGGCCUCUCCUGUCCAGAUACAGCCAUUUAUUUCUUUUCAUUAGCUGCAUUUUGGGCACAUGUACACUCAUUCUGUCUUGCUGUCAGGGAACAUGUGACGAGAAAAGAGAAUUUUUUAGAGAGUUCUCAUUAGCAUAAGAAGUCAGACUGACAAAGCUGGGUGAGUCAACCUGAUAUGAAAUACUGUGUUGAGUUAAUGUUUCUUUGUGCAAGAUGACCACUGGAAACAGGAAUGGUGGCCUUUUUCUGUUGCCUUUAUCUGCAGAAGGAAGUUCUUGUCAUUGAGGUGCAUGAAGAAGAUAGAGCUUUGACACUUGAAGGGAUGGGAUGCUUAUUAAAUUUACAGGCUUGCCAUGUCCUGAGAAGGACCUUAGAGGAUGGCAUUGGAAGUUAUUGACAGUAGAAAAUCAGUGAGUUUGUUUUCAUAGGAGCAAUAACAUUUUUUUCCCCAGCUGUAACGGCAUCUGCAGCAUCCCUUGACAGCAUGUUCUUUAGACAUGAAAAUGUAUCCAAAGUUUUGAUGUGAAAAUCUUGGGGCAUUUAGACUUUUGAAUCAGAUUCUGUUUUGCAAAUCCGUUUCUAUAUCCACUACAGGAGUCCAAAUGCCUAUCCUAAUUUAGGCUUUUUAUAAAACCAAUUUAGAAAACAACUUUCAUUUUGUGAUAUCGGUGUGUUUGGAAUACUUUGUCAAAACAUAGAGAGCACCGUCUCUUUUGCCUUAUGUGCAGGAAAAGUUUUAAGUUUUUAUGCCAUUAAAGAAAUUAGUUCUACAAAA